Molecule: messenger RNA, 855 nt
Organism: Zingiber officinale
Lineage: Eukaryota; Viridiplantae; Streptophyta; Magnoliopsida; Zingiberales; Zingiberaceae
Product: probable ubiquitin conjugation factor E4
Exons: 6
Coding region: 1-855 (284 amino acids)
Biological process (GO): protein polyubiquitination
Cellular component (GO): ubiquitin ligase complex; cytoplasm; nucleus
Molecular function (GO): ubiquitin-ubiquitin ligase activity
Source: RefSeq, a predicted model, not a curated record
AUGGAGCGCAGAGGACAGCUAUGGUGUGUUGGAGGACUGCAUGGGAGCGUAGCAGGAAACGACAUCGGUUUUACCUCACCGAUGUCUUUUAUGGAGAUGUAUGGAGCUUGGGCUGGGCCUCCUUGGAUGCGGCUCGUGGACUAUGUUAGCACUACUAUCAUGGAGCGCAGAGGCCUGAUAUGGAAUGUUCUUCCCAUCUGCAAAGGGAGGGGAGGGAUGGAGGAUGUCGGAGAAGGGGAUAGGGGAACCCAGAUCUUCCAGAGGUUGCUGUGGUUCCUUCUUCAUUCUGGGUUUAAGAUUGUGCUCAAGGAUUAUACAUUGCUAGGACAGGCAUCGACCUUCUACAAAUUGGUUAUUAUCUGGUUGAUGGAUUUUGUUGGUGGGUUUAAGAUGCCUCUGCCAUCAACCUGCCCUAUGAAAUUUGCAUGCAUUCCAGAACAUUUUGUCGAUGAUGCUAUGGACUUAUUGGGGAUAACUUUUGGAAUUCCAGAGGUUUCUAAAGUGGUUGCCUUGGAUUUCUUGAAUUUCAUAAUUAUGUUCAUGACGAGCAAUGCUUAUGUUAAGAACCCUUAUCAGAGAGCUAAAAUGGUUGAACUACUAAAUCGUUGGAUACCAAACAAAAGUGGGCUUUCUGCUACUCUUUUUGAAGGACACCGGUUGUCCCUUGACUAUCUUGUUAGAAAUCUUCUUAAAGUUUAUGUUGCACAUACACUGAUUGUUAGGGAGGAGAAUAAAAUGCAUUUGAAUGUUUUGAAUUUGCUUAUCAAUGAUAGUAUGUAUCUUCUUGAUGAGAGUUUACAAAAAAAUAUCCAUCAACUCAAAGAAAUAGAAGUCGAAAUGACAAAUUCUGCAUAA